This is a messenger RNA of Mobula hypostoma (lesser devil ray), 4339 nucleotides long. RefSeq names its product ring finger protein 185 (gene rnf185). Gene Ontology annotation, cellular component: endoplasmic reticulum. The record is from RefSeq and is a predicted model, not a curated record. Bases 1851 to 2507 code for a protein of 218 amino acids. Gene Ontology annotation, biological process: ubiquitin-dependent protein catabolic process. The transcript has 6 exons. NCBI's taxonomy places the organism in Eukaryota, Metazoa, Chordata, Chondrichthyes, Myliobatiformes, Myliobatidae. Gene Ontology annotation, molecular function: metal ion binding; ubiquitin protein ligase activity; ubiquitin-like protein conjugating enzyme binding.
UUGCAGUGGGUCCAGGUCCUUGCUGAGUUAAGUGUUGAUUCCAGCCAUGACCAGCCUCUCAAAGCAUUUCAUCAUCGUAGAUGUGAGUGCUACUGGAUGACAGUCAUUAAGGCAACUCUUGGACACUGGUAUUAUUGUUGCCCUUUUGAAAUGGGGGAAUUGAAAGUGCCUUUGAAUACCCCUGCCAGUUGGUUGAUGCAGGUUUUCAGAGCUUUACCAGGUACUCCAUCAGGCCCUGCUGCCUUCCGAGGGUUAAACCUUCUGAAAGACAGCCUGACGGCGGCCUUGGAGACAGAGGUCACAGGGUCACUGAAUGCUGCAGUGAUCCUUGUAGCUGUGGUUCUAUUCCCAUUUUCAAAGCAAGCAUAAAAGGCAUUGAGCUCAUCUGGUAGUGAAGCAUCACUGCCAUUCAUGAUGUUGGAUUUGAAGUUCUUAGGAUUAUUAGUGGAAGUAAACAAUUACCUAAUUUGGGUGCAAGUGUAAAGCGUUAAUAGUGUGUGAGAAACAGUAUAGGUAAAAAGGAAGAAAUUGUAGUUAAUAUUGUUUUGUAUGUUAGCUAUAAACAGGAAAAAUUAUCAGCAAAGACUUAGUCACAUGAGCUACCAACACAAAACUGUUCUUUUACAUCGCCACCCAAAAUCAAAAGUUACUGAACAACUCAAUUACCUAAUUAAGUGAUGCACUUAUUUGGAGAAUGGGCUGGAUUGACAAUCCAGGUUAUUUUUGUUGACCAUUUAGUCAAAAACACUGAAAAUUGCUUGCUGUUUUCAUUCCAAUAGUGCUCCAAUGUUGGAAUUCAGUCAUAGAGAGCUAAUUGUCUGCCGUUUCCAGCAGUUACAAUUGGAAAUUGUAUUUCUUGAGAAGUUGACAGAUUUGUUGUCAACUCAAACUGAGUGGAAUGGCAAUGUCCUGACUAACCAGGGGCUGCAUUUGUUAGAUUUGUUCUAAUUAAGUACAAAUCUCUGCACAUGGGAAUUGCAAGCAGCUCACUGAGGCUAUAUACUGUGCACCAUUUCUAAGUAAAGGUUUUGUUUGCUGAACCCCCUUACAUUGUUUUGUUUAUUGAUUGGAGGUGUAGCUGAAUAUUGGCUAUAAAAAAAUGACUGUGUUCCAAGCACACUAAAUUUGAAGAAACCACGUCUUUUUUUUUCCAGUUGACAACAUUCCAGCCAAAUCAUGAGUUGAAGUAUUUAUUUCAUGUGUGCACGAGACCGACGCCACAAAGCUGUGUAUGCAUCUGUUCUAGCAACUGCCAGUCCAUGUCCAACCUGCAACCGCCUGUGUGCUUCGGCCUCCGAAGCCACAUGCGUAUCCAGAUGACUGUACCACCACCAUGAGUACAUAUCUUUUAUUUUCUACCAACUAUAUCAAUAGCUGUCAAUUUAACAUGAAAACUCCCCAACCCCUCCAAACAACUUAGUCUGCAAUAGAGAGAUCUAUAAUUGGCUGUUUGCUCUGACACGGAGAGCUUAGUUACCUGAUAGCGUGGGAAGCAACUUUAGGGGAACCAAUUCCUUGGGUGGGUACAAAAUAGCAUUAGUUGUAGUAUUGGGAGGUUAACAGCCUUAACCCAGUGUCCGUAUAAAUAUUUAUUUUUAAUAAUACCAGGUACUGUACCUGUACAGUUCCUGCUAUUUGCUGUGCACAAAUUAGCUGCUCCCGUUCUUGCAUAUGAAAAAAAUACAAGUUAUGCAUGCGAUUUCCGUAGCGCAAAUGGUUACUUGCUGUGAUCUGCAUUAAAACACAGUGGCCAUGCGCGGUUAGCUGAAUGUUUAAAUGAAAAGGUGAAUAUCAGCUGUACCUGUGAUGGGUCAGCUCCAACCCGGAACAUUCCAUCGGACCGUGUUCGCAUGGGAAACGGACCUGGUUUCUCACCCGGAGUGGUAGCUAAGGUGCGGUCCGUUCCGGUGACGGGCCGGAUGUCUGCGUGUUGUGCUGGUAGGGGGAUGGCGAGUUCGGGCUCUGCGGCGCCUGGGGCGGACAGAGGUCCCGGCCCUGGUCGCUCCUCCGGAGAGAACGCUAGCCAAGACAGUACGUUCGAGUGCAACAUCUGUCUGGACACGGCCAAGGACGCAGUGAUCAGUCUCUGCGGUCACCUGUUUUGCUGGCCUUGUUUACAUCAGUGGUUGGAGACCAGACCUAAUCGACAGGUUUGCCCUGUAUGCAAAGCAGGCAUCAGUCGAGACAAAGUGAUUCCCCUUUAUGGAAGAGGAAGUACUGGUCAGCAGGAUCCCAGAGAGAAAACUCCACCGAGACCACAGGGACAGAGGCCUGAGCCAGAGAGCAGAGGGGGUUUCCAAGGUUUUGGGUUUGGAGAUGGAGGAUUCCAGAUGUCUUUUGGGAUUGGUGCAUUUCCGUUCGGAAUUUUUGCAACAGCUUUUAAUAUUAAUGAUGGCCGUCCACCGCCAGCAGUCCCUGGAACACCCCAACAUGUGGAUGAACAGUUCUUAUCUCGCCUUUUCCUCUUCGUGGCUCUUGUGAUAAUGUUUUGGCUCCUCAUUGCCUGAGGACAAACCGCAAUCUUUAACACGAGUCCUGUGCGUGGUCUGAAAUGUGGGCAAUGAACAGGAUUGUCUGUUUUUCUACCUUUGGAUCCGUAUUAGGGGCAAAAAUUAUAUCAAAUAGAAACUAAAAUCAGCUUCUAAUGGGAUAGGUUUUGAUCGACUGUGAAUGAGUUUAAAAGGUUCCUUUUCUCGGGCUGUAAUUUUGUCGCAGUGUCUGUUUCAGUGAGGUUGAGUGGUGUGCCCACUCACCGGACACAAAGUUUGUGGUGGUCUAUAUCACUGCUGCACUAUCAUUGUGCAAAAGGCCAAAGAAGCUGUUUGGUAAUAGAAGAAAUAGCCUUUGAGUGAAAGAGCCCGGAGAUUUAAGCAGCAUGUAUCAAACAGCUUGGUUGCUUAAAUCAUCUGAUGAAGAUGAGUGUCUCAACUCCUCGACUUGAGCAGCAGUGCAAACCAGUGCUGAGAACCCAUCUGCUGCUCAAUGGAAUAGAAAAUUUCCUACAAUACUAUUCAAAGAAAGACUGGGAAAUCUGUGAGAAACAUUACUCAGUUAUGUAUUGAUCAUUGUGGGAUCUCUCAGGACCUGAACUGACUGGCACUUUUCCCUACAUCAUAUUGACUAUAGUUCAAAACAACUUCUUGGUUGUGAAGAUUUUUGUAAAUUGAGGGUGGUAAUAAUUGUAAUUUCUUCGUUUUGCCUGCUUUUAAUUUCAAAUGUCAUGUUAUACAGUGACAAGGGGGACUUGUCUUUCAUCUGCACACUUCCUGGUCACUCAGUAAUGGUCUACCUUGUUCUACCCAUCCCUGCUGGGACACUAAUAUUGAGAGAUAUUUCUCAGUGACCAAUUACCUACUCCGGUGUCUGUAAUAAUGGAUUUGCCUUUAGCAAAGCUGUUCAUCAGCACUUUUUAUUAAUUAUUCAUGGGACCUGCACCUCAAUAGCAAUUACCUGCCCCUUGAGCCAUUUCAGAAGACUAAGUCUUGACCAUUUUAGUGAGUCUAGAAUUGUAGGUAGGGCAAAACAGCAAACAUCUUUGGACUCUCCCUGUAACAUGAGGAGCCAGGGUUCAACCUGUUCUGAGACCCUGAGAAGACCCUCAGUGAGAGUUGUUUAAAGGGACAGGUUAAGGCCAGGGUGGCAGUCACUGAUCAGAGGCCCCACUAUAGUUCAGUCCUGGGCAUAACAAGCUGCAGAAUGAAGUGGGCUGUAUGGUAUUUGGGCAGUCCUGCAACCAGAUAGAAGGAAUGAGUUACUGAUGGAUGAAGACCGGGUUACUGGAUUGUGGGAAAGCUCCAGGGUUCUGUCCUAUGGCUCAGCUAGUUAGUGGAGCUACUGGAAGUGAUUGGGAAUGCCUGUGCCUUGCCAGAUUGACACUGUUGGGAGAGAAUAACACCUUUAUACGACAACAGGUGGCUAUUAGAUGUAUCAAAAUGUAUUUUUAAUUUAAUAUUGUAUUUCUGGCUUUGUAUCAGAUGUCAAAUAAAUACAGAACAUAAAUUAAUUGAUGACUUAGUAUAGAUUCUUUGUCCUGAUUAAUGGAAAUAUUAAAACAUAAUUUUAUUGAAAACGUUAUCAGUGGCAAGUAAACGGUGGGGCUGGGCUAAGCUAAAUUCUGCAGUUUGCUUCAAGUACUUGCACUACCUGGUUCCCUUGAGGCAGAACAUAUUACAUUCAAGCUCCAGCACACAAUCUGAUGCAGCAGGUAGUGCUGCUGCUUUGUAACUCCAAAGUCCCAGUCCUGACCUCUGCAAAAUUCACACAUUCUUCCCCCAACCUUGUGGGGUCCACCAUCCCCCAAUUUCCUCCCAUGUCUCAAAGUUGUGUGGGUUGCUAGGUU